AUGGCAAGUACAGCAACAACAACGACGGUUGAAACAGCAUUAUGUAUAAUACCACCCGAGAAUGUUUGGGAACAAAUUCAAACUAUUCGUUCAAUACAUGAUAAGGCCUAUCCACGUUGGAUGCCACAUAUUAAUUUAAUUUAUCCAUUUGUACCUGAGAAUAAUUUUGAUAAUAUUAAAGUACAAUUAGAAUUAAUUUGUAAUCGAAGAAAACCAUUUCAAAUUCAAUUCAAUCAAUCAUCAUUCGAAUAUUUUAAACAACGAGGUGAACUAUGUACAUAUCAUUUACGACCAACAACGUCUACUGAUAUUGUAGAACUUCAAAAAUCAAUUCAAAAUCAAUUAUCAAAUAUAAUUAAAACAAAACGUGCAUUUGAAGCACAUCUUACACUUGGUCAAACGACAGCAUCGGAAAUAUCGAAUACAUUAAUUGAUGUAAAGAACAAAUGGACAACAAUUGAAUUUACUGUCGAUCGUAUUUAUAUGAUUAGCCGAGAAAAUCAUCUAGAUAAUUUAUUUACAAUUAAACGAGAAAUUUUAUUAUUAUCUCAAGAAGAAUCUAUUCCUCUUGCAAUAUCAAAUAAACCAUCGGUAAUAAAUUAUCUAUGUAUUAUUCCAACAAAUGAAUUUUCUUCAUUUCUCCUACGUUUAUUUGAACAUACAUCAUUUCAACCAUUAAAACCAUUUCGACUUAUUCUUGCCGAAUAUGAAGCUGGCCCUGUUAAUACUGAUUUACGUUCAAAACUUGAAUCAACAUUGAAAUUUACAAUUAAUUUUACUCAAGAUUCAAUUAACUAUGAUGAAACAACUUCACGUGUUUAUUUAAAACCAACAAAUAUAGAACCAAUUCAUCAAUUAAAUAUACUUGAUGAUAGUAAAUAUGAUGGUACAUUAACUUUAGGAAUAUUACAUAAAGAUGAUUUUAAUAAAGUUAAUGAUCGUUUUAUGAAGAAUUGGACAAUUGAUACAAAUCAAUUUGAAAUUGAUCGAAUAUAUCUAAUUGAUAUAAAAGGACGUUCUCAAUUUAUUUUUCGAUUAAAAAAUUAA
Adineta steineri is the source of this 1047-nucleotide messenger RNA. The record is from the annotation of a GenBank genome assembly. Lineage: Eukaryota; Metazoa; Rotifera; Eurotatoria; Adinetida; Adinetidae.